UGCCAUUGACCUGAUGGACUCGAUUUUGCCGAGGGGACAAUCUAAGAAUCAGAAGAUUCUUAAGGGAGCAGAUGUCUCCAGCUGCAGCAAUGUACCAGACAGAAUCAGCACUUUACCUGAUGCAGUUCUUGGUCAAAUACUCUCUUUUCUUCCAACCAGAUUCGCAGCGCAGACAGGGGUUUUGUCAAAAAGAUGGAAGAAGCUUUGGAUUUCGGUACCCACUCUUGAUUUUGACAUAAAACUGCAAGACAGAGGUAACAUGGCUAAGUUUGAUGGCUUUGCAAAGAGUGAUGAUAUUCAGAGUUUUACCAACUUUGUUGAUCGCCUUUUGUUCGUCCGUGACCACUCGAGCAUUCGAGAUUUCAGAUUCUCAUUUGAUGAUAGAUUUGACCCUAAACGCUUUUAUGCUUGGAUGUGGAUUGUGAUAAUGUCUAACAUUGAAGUGCUUGACCUUGAUAUGAGAUCUCUUGUUGGUAUUAGGGAGUUGCCAUGGAGUCUUUUUUCGUCUAAAUCUUUGGUAGUUUUGAAACUCAGUGGGCGGUUCCUGCUCGCCAUCCCAUGUACCGCUUCUUUUCCAAGACUCAGGACCCUUUGUCUUAAAUAUGUCAUGUACGUGAGCGAUGCAUCAAUAGAAGAGCUGCUUUCUGCUUGCCCUGUCCUUGAGGACUUGCAAAUAACUAGGGAAAGAUGGGACAAUGCUGUGAAUAUUGUCAUCGCACAGCCUUCACUGAAGAGGUUGACUUUCGAAUCGUAUGGUGACACGAGCUUGCAAUCAUCGAAUAGAGCUGGUGGCAGAAUCAAGUACAAACUACUUGUCAAGGCACCGAAUGUGGAGUACAUGAAACUGGUGGAUUUUGCAUCAGAUGAUAUGGCGGUUGAACACAUGCCCUGUGUAAAUGAAGCAAAUAUCAACGUCAACAACUUGGGAGAAGAGGUGGGUUGGACGAAUAUACAAAGACGCAAUUAUGGAAAAAAGAUAUGCGGAAUACUUGGAAGUCUCUGCAAGGUGAAGCAUUUAUCACUAGGUGGAGAGACUUUGAAGGCCCUACGUGCAGCUUCUGAGAGCAGAGUCCUAUUAUUUCACAACUUGGUCCACCUGGUGCUGGGUUUCGAUUAUUUGCAUGGCCCGAUACUGCUUCCAGGUUUUCUUGGACUCUGUCCUAAUCUGGAAAGCCUCGUCUUUCCUGACGGGAUGACAUGUACCUGCCUGGACGUGGGGGUUGAAAAUAGAGGGCACGUCCCAUACUUUUGGGAGCCUCCAGAAGUUGUGCCUGGAUGUUUGCUGCAUACGCUAAAGAGCAUUGAAAUUGAGUCCUUUUGCGGGGAAGAACCAGAAGAAUUGAAGUUGGUGAAAUUUUUGCUGGAAAAUGCAAUGGUUCUGAAGGAGAUGACGCUCGUUUGUCAUGCGGAUUGCGUUGACAUGUACUCCUUUAGAGAUGAGUUGAUGGCAUAUAAAAGGGGCUCUGCUGCUUGUCAAGUUUGCAUACUCCCUGAGGCUGGGGACGAAUAAAUGGACUCACUCUUCUGAUCUCGGAGGAGGAUCAAGAUACUUUUUGUUUUUGGUUUUUUGUUGGAGGUUAGCACUAUACUGUUCUGCCCACCUCGGGUUCUUUUGGUCAUGGAACCACAAAAUAUUACACUGCCAAGAAAAACGAAAAACGAGAAUACCCGCUCCUUUUGGAAGACUCUGUAGUGCUGCUCUUUACUGAUUAGUACGACUGCCAUGAUUUUUGUUGGGCAAACUCUCUGUAAUGAUCGACUCACAUGAUUUUUGUUGGGCAAAUAUAAUCGUUAAUAGUUGGAGGAGCC
Messenger RNA from Coffea eugenioides, 1809 nucleotides. Its product is annotated as FBD-associated F-box protein At4g10400-like. The record is from RefSeq and is a predicted model, not a curated record. Bases 14 to 1510 code for a protein of 498 amino acids. The transcript has 3 exons. Lineage: Eukaryota; Viridiplantae; Streptophyta; Magnoliopsida; Gentianales; Rubiaceae. Gene Ontology annotation, molecular function: protein binding.